AUGACUACCGUACUCAUCACAGGUGCAAAUAGAGGUAUUGGUCUCGAGUUGUUGAAACUUUACGCUGCAGAUCCACAAAAUAAGGUGAUUGCAACUGCAAGAAAUGCAGAAAGUGGCAAAACCAUCGAGAGUUUGGCCCAAAACAACAUCCAUGUGUUGUUACUUGACAUGAAUGACUCGUUGGAACAAAUUCAAGCUAGUUUUGAGCCUUUGGCAGAAAUUGCUCCUGAAGGCAUUGAUGUAGUGAUUCAGAACGCUGGAGCUAGUAUCGACUUCCCAGUACCUGGCACCAAUCCUGCCAAUGUAGGCAUUGACGGGUACGCAAAGAAUUUUGGCAACAAUACAUUGGGUCCUAUCAAAAUUUACCAGGCUUUGUAUCCAUAUUGGACCAAGAAAACUGGAAACAUCAAGAAGUUCAUCUUUGUUUCGUCAGUAAUGGGCUUGAUUAACAAUUACUUGGGAUCUAUCUCUUUUGGGUACGGAAUGUCUAAGGCUGCUCUCAACCAUUUCGUCAAGGAGGUUUCCACAUACAAUUCCAAGAGCGACGAUGAAACUUUGAAAACUUCAUUGGUUUUGGCUGUCCAUCCGGGUUUGGUGAAAACCGAUAUGGCAAGGGAUCUCAUUGAGAAGUUCAAUCUCACCAACUACUUGACGCCUGACGAAAGUGCCGGACAUUUAAAGAAAUUGUUUGAUGGCUUGAAAGACGGGGAUAACGGUACUUUCAAGAAAUUUGAUGGACAGCAGAUCCUGUGGUAA
Sungouiella intermedia is the source of this 756-nucleotide messenger RNA. Lineage: Eukaryota; Fungi; Ascomycota; Pichiomycetes; Serinales; Metschnikowiaceae. The record is from the annotation of a GenBank genome assembly.